Aaosphaeria arxii CBS 175.79 is the source of this 705-nucleotide messenger RNA. Its product is annotated as RNase P/MRP, p29 subunit. The coding region runs from base 1 to 705 and encodes 234 amino acids. Gene Ontology annotation, cellular component: ribonuclease MRP complex; ribonuclease P complex. NCBI's taxonomy places the organism in Eukaryota, Fungi, Ascomycota, Dothideomycetes, Pleosporales. Gene Ontology annotation, molecular function: ribonuclease P RNA binding. The record is from RefSeq and is a predicted model, not a curated record. Gene Ontology annotation, biological process: rRNA processing; tRNA 5'-leader removal. The transcript has 2 exons.
AUGGCAUCGGAUACACAGCCCCUCGCCCACGCACUCUUGCAGCGCGCACUUCCACCAGAAGCUGCAGACCGAUAUUACGAAGAGCGCGUGGUCAGGCGAACCUUGUUCCUACGACCGACGUCACCAGAGCCAUCCGCGCGCGCGACACGCCGGCGCAUUCUGAACGAGAAGAAGGAGAAAGCGAAGAAGCGCAAGAACCUGAAGCCGCGUCCUCUCUCGGCUGCGAAGAAGAGACAACUGGGACUAUCCGAAAUACCGAAGGAACAGCGGAAAUGGGCAAUAUAUGAGCCGCUACACAACUUGUGGCUAGGGUACAUGAAAGAGAUACUUGGGCUGCAGGGGGUAGCGUCGGGGGAAAAGAAGUCUCAUGUGCAUGUGGAUCAUGCCGGCGCAAUGAUUGGGAGUGCCGAUAUGCACGGCGCAAUGCUGGAGGUCGUAAGGAGUCGAUGUGUCAGUCGGGUGGGCUUGAAGGGUAUUGUGGUGAGGGAUUCACAACAUGUGUUUGAGAUCAUUACAAAAGGCAAUGUCUUGAAGACAAUACCGAAAGAACACACCAUAUACCGGAUGGAGAUCCCUCUCGAAGCUGCAGAGAAUGUCGAAACACCCCGACCACUAGUCUUCGAAAUCAAUGGCGAACAAUUCCAGAACCGCGCGCCUGAUCGAGCGAAUAAGAAAUACAAGAUGCAUUACCAGCCAGAUCGUUGA